AUGGAGAUGAUGAUGAUGACGGUUAUGAUGAUAAUGCUGCUGCACAUAAAUGCAGAAUGCUUGCUCUUCAUUGAACAACCGGAAGUUGUUAUAGGCGAUGCAGGUGAAAAAGUCCUGGAAAGGGCCGAAGGCAGUGUUGUUGGAAAUGACCAGGCUACAACUACAACAACAACAGUCGUUGUAAUUAAAAACGAGAACGUUAAACCAGUUAAAGAAUUCGAAACAGAUCCCCAAAUCGAAAAAGAAAGCGAAGCAUUAACAACUACGACAGAUGUUGUAACCAAAAAGGAGAACGAAUGUACUGAUGUUCCAGACAAGGAAGGCGGGUCGGCAACUGCAAUGACAACAACAAUUGUUGUUGCCAAAAAUGAGCCGGAUCCAGCUGAUAUUUCUGAUAAGGAAAGCAAAACGUCAACAACAACAACACUUGUCGUUUCACCCAAAGGCCAAGAGGAUAUCGAAACAGAGGAACAAGUAACGGAAUCAAGUUCCAAUGCGGAUGCCCUAAGCAACGCUAAUGAGACAGCGAAUGAAGCUGAUGCCAAAGGCAACACUGAAAUCAUGGAAGGAGCUGCCGAAGUAGAGCAAGAAGAAAGUGGCGAUGGUGAAGAUGAUGUCGAUGGGGAUAACUUGGAGAUCGGGACCAAGAAAGAAACAAAAGAUGAAAAAGCCCAAUUCAAUAUUCCGGAAAAGUCGGAAAUUGCUGCUGAAUCAACAAUAAUUCAGGAUGAAAAUGCCGUAAAAUCAAAUAAAGACAUUAAUAAUCAAAUCGAAAACAUAAUAUCUGAUAUUGACAUUAACAUUAAAGCUCAGGAGAAAAUAGCUCAGCUUAAAGAGCAGGAACUUCAGCUAAUACAAAAACAGAAAGAGUUGGCCAAUCAGAUUCAGCAGCAACAAUUGUUAGCCCAAAAAUUGAUCGCGGAAAAUCAACUAAAGGAACAGGAACUGCUACGGCAAAAGUAUGUGCCUCAACAGCAGCAUCUUCAAAGUCCCCGUCAAUACAUCGAGGACAUAGAACCCACAAUUAAGCAGGAUCAAUGCCGUACAGCCAUGUCACAACGCCAAGAAGAUUCAAAUAAAUUUCAGGAAUCGUCCAACAUAUCGAGGACAGUUGAUUUGCGAAAAAUAUUUACUCCAGCGACAGAUGCGCCACAAAUAUUGCCCAAGAACCGAAAGCUAUAUGCCUCAUCAGCAUUUUAUUCGCCAACACUACAUCCCACUGUGGAGGACCAAGUUGAGCUUGCUCGCCGAAUCUCGCAUUCAUUAAGCGAUAUAAGCAAUCAAACUUCUAAGGGUCAAACAAUGUAUGUGAAUCGAAAAAAACGCUCAGUUAAAUGGGUUCACGAAGGUUGUGGUCAAGGAGAAGAUAAAGAUAUCAUCGAAACGUGCUCUUUAAGCAAAGAAAAUGCGGAAGAUAAUUCGCUGCAGCCGGAACUAAUCAAGCUGGAUAAAAUGCCAUUAAAACUAGUCAUGAAUCCACGUGGGCAAAUGCGUGACUAUAAUUCAUUAAAAGAAUCGAUAAACAUUGAAUCGGGCCUUUUAUCGCCCGACAAUUGCGCUGAGCUAAUAACUGCGUUGCAACUGCAUAAAGGUCGAGGAGCUGAGCUCUUUGCAAAACGUCGGAGAAAGGCUGACAAUUGGGUAGUCGAUGAGACAAAUGCCGGAAUUCACAGUCCAUCUGGUAUUCCAGAUUAUCAGCAAUAUCAGGCCAAUAGACCGGCUGCUACAUCACCAAGCAUCGUCCCUGCGUAUUCGGAUGCUGGAAAGCAUCGUGUCCAAUUGAAUCUGCAUCAGGAUCAACUAAUUGAGAAAUACUCAAAGGCUGGCGUUCAGGUAGUCAAAUCCCCGUGGGAAGCGGCUUUACAAACCGGUUCAGCGAGCAGCGCAUUUUUGGACCAAUCUCAAUACAGAAGCCCGACACCCAUACUCACCCAGCCAUCACCUGUGCAUUUCACUCAAGAGUUUACGAAUUCACCUGCCUCAUAUGCUACCCAAUCGAACUAUGCACAGGAUUCAUAUAAAAGUCCGCUUGAUUCUCUCUGCAAAAGUCACCCGAUUCAGCCAUCCAAUCCACAGAGAGAACUGGCGUAUAAGCCAAGUGUUGCUCAAGGCUGGGGAGGUCGCAAUGUCGAACUACCAAGAGGCUUGUAUGUACCUAAGGAAAUAUCUUUGGCCAGCUAUGCACCUCCGCCUGGCCUGCCAACACAUAAUAUCCAAAGCUCACCAAAGCCCAUGGACUAUUCUACAAAGGCAUACGACGCACCACCAUAUAAUAGCUUCCCUGUGGCGAAUCAAAAAUCUGGUCUAUAUAAUUCAGUGCCACCCAAGCAGCAGCUGUAUAAUCCAACCAGUUAUCAAAAGCUACCAUCCAGCUCGCAGCAGGCGGGACCACAGGUCAACUUUAGUCCAUCUCCAUUGUCGUUCGAUAAGCUAUCGAAGUUUCAAGAAUCAUCGGAUCAGAGAAAUAAACGAUUCCUCAAUGUUAACAAACAGCCUGUCUAUAGAGGUGUGCAAAAUGGGUCUCCAACCCCUUUCCUAUCUGCUGGUACUAGUGGCCGUGAGGGUGGGUCGACGAUUUCAUCGCCUACAUAUGGAUCGAAUACAUCGUAUUAUGCUGGAUCUCAACAAGUGGUGCAUGGUAACAAUCAAAGCUUUAACAACUGCGCUCGGGGCUGGAGCAAAGGAUCAAACAAUAUCCAACCGAGUGUCUACCAUCUAAAAACAGUGCCAGUUGCAGCAACAGAAAGUCUGCCAUAUUCUGACUUCUGAAUCGAUUUAUAUCGAUAUCGAUUUCAAUAUAAAUUUUCGAUUUCGAUUUACGACAUGCUCAACUGAUUGUUAACGCAUAUGUACGAUAUUAAUAUUGUUGUUUAUUAUUGAUUGA
Molecule: messenger RNA, 2884 nt
Organism: Drosophila navojoa
Lineage: Eukaryota; Metazoa; Arthropoda; Insecta; Diptera; Drosophilidae
Product: histone-lysine N-methyltransferase 2D
Source: RefSeq, a predicted model, not a curated record